CGCUCGCUGCUGCUGCAGCGUAGCAGUUGACGUCGACGCCGUCGCUUCUGUGAAAUAAGCUGCUGACUCAAACAAAAUUUUCAAAUGGAGACAAAAAAUCCCCCGCCCACCGUGACGAGCAGCUAUCACCAUCAGCGUGCGCCGCGCACUCCCGAAAGCUACUUCAAUGUGCCAGAGUCGGUGGCUCUGCUGAACAUCGUCAAGUCGGAGAGGAUCCAGAGCGCGUUCCAGUCGAAUCGCAAGAAUCAUGCGAGCGUAUGGGAAAUGGUCGCCGAGGUGCUGAACCGGUUCAGCGCACGCAAGCGAACGGCGAAGCAGUGCUGCAAUCGGUACGAGAACCUGAAGAAGAUCUACACACAGCUGAAGAAGAAUCCGGAGCGGCACGUCCGGCGCAACUGGCCGUAUAUGUUCCUGUUCAAGGAGAUCGAGGAGCAGCGCGGCGAGUGCUGGGGCUCCAAUGGGAAGCGCCUCGCUCUGAUCAGCAAGAAUCACAAUGAGCUCUCCUACUAUCAGCGGCGCAGGCAGGCCGCCGAGCUGGGCGUCCUGCUCACCAAGGACACGCUGACGCCCCAUCAGCACAAUUUGCUGCAGAGCCUGAGCCACGCCCACUCGACCGACUCGUCGCAGAGCGGGGCGAGUAAAAUGGAGCGCGGCUUUAUGCCAAAUCACUUCGUGGAGACGCAGCUGAGCGAGGGGCCCUGCCCGAAUGCCCCGUUGCCGGUGGGCGUGGGCCAAGUGGGCGUGCCCGGUGUGUACGAUGACAAUCCUUUGGCGAACGCCGUCGCAGCAGCUGCAGCAGCCGUCGCCCAACUGCAGCAACAACAACAACAGCAGCAGCAGCAACAGCAGCAACAACAACAACAACAGCAGCAACAACAACAGCAGCAGCAGCAGCAACCAAAUGGCCAGGAGCAGGAGCAACAGCCACAGCACAGUCUCAGCCACAGUCUCAACCACAGUCUCAAUCAGAGUCUCAGUCACAGUCUCAAUCACAGUCACAAUCACAGUCACAGUCACAGUCACAGUCUCAAUCACAGUGCCGCAUUUAAGGAUCACGGACAUGGCUUGCAUGACGAGCCGCCCGAAGCUUCGGAUUAUGAUAAGGACUGCAAUGGAGCGCUCAACUUGCAUCACAACAACAGCAGCGGCAACGACAAUAACAUAUCCAUGAAAUCCGAGCCGCUCUCCGAAGGUGAAUUCAAUCCGGAUGACAUACAGCUAAUGCAAACCAACUACAAUGGCGCUCAGAACUUCUACUCGCCGAGCUUGGAUCAGAAUAUUCUGCAUCCGGAUGUGAUUGUGGAUACGGAUAAUCUAUCCGAUUGCAGCUCAUCGGCAUCGCUGAAAAGCGGCAAACGGAAGAUGUCUACAUCCACGGAUGGGGAUAGCACCAACUACGAGCUGAUCGAGUAUCUGAAGCGGCGCGAGAAACGAGACGAGGAGCUGCUCAAGCGCAUGGAUGCACGCGAGGAGCGUUUCAUGAAUCUGCUCGAGCGCACAGUCAUUGCCAUCGAGCAGUUAGCUGCGGGCAAGGCUCAAACACUAGUGGCCAGCAAAGCCACCGAAACGGAGCCAACAAUGAAAACGGGUUUGGAUGCAGUUACUCAGGCUUUAGAUUUGCCCGGCAAGUGCGUCGAAGCAGACGACGUAAUAGAUGCAGAUGCUGCGGCAGAGGAGUCAGAGGCGGAAUUAACGGGAGUGGAAGUAGAAGCGGAAUCAGUGGCAGCAACUAUAGUCGAAGUGGACACGAAAGGACUCGAUAUAGAAAAGGCAGUAGAAAUAGGAGCAGACGAAGAGAUCGCUUCAAAUGAAACGUAAACCAAACAAA
Messenger RNA from Drosophila arizonae, 1828 nucleotides. It is a transcript of the gene meso18E, whose product is annotated as Myb/SANT-like DNA-binding domain-containg protein meso18E. Gene Ontology annotation, molecular function: sequence-specific DNA binding. NCBI's taxonomy places the organism in Eukaryota, Metazoa, Arthropoda, Insecta, Diptera, Drosophilidae. Gene Ontology annotation, biological process: regulation of gene expression. Gene Ontology annotation, cellular component: nucleus. The record is from RefSeq and is a predicted model, not a curated record.